This is a messenger RNA of Melanotaenia boesemani (Boeseman's rainbowfish), 2895 nucleotides long. RefSeq names its product dual specificity protein phosphatase 7-like. Bases 452 to 1552 code for a protein of 366 amino acids. Gene Ontology annotation, cellular component: cytoplasm; cytosol. Gene Ontology annotation, molecular function: MAP kinase tyrosine/serine/threonine phosphatase activity; protein tyrosine/threonine phosphatase activity. The transcript is spliced from 3 exons. Gene Ontology annotation, biological process: negative regulation of MAPK cascade; protein dephosphorylation. NCBI's taxonomy places the organism in Eukaryota, Metazoa, Chordata, Actinopteri, Atheriniformes, Melanotaeniidae. The record is from RefSeq and is a predicted model, not a curated record.
AGGUAACACGUUUGUACAAUAUACGUAUCACGUUAUAACGUGAUAGUGCUCGAAAAUUUAUUUUCUUCCAUGACAGCAAUACGCUUCCGUACUCCCAUGCAUCGGAAUGGUAAACCGAGAAUGUGCAUGUUGGAUCCUGGUACGACGUGGUGAAGCUGAAGUUGGUGAGAAGAUUAAAGACAAUAAGACAUAAAAAUAAAUAACUCAGAGUGUUUACAGGGUCUCCGGUAACUCUUCGGACUUACUGGGACAGGUCGGACUCUGACUGAUGGAAAGAGAGAGGAGGAAAAAAGAGGAAAUCUCUUUACUCAAGCAGAAGCGCGAUGCACUGGCGGGGCGAUAUUUAACGCCUUUUUUUUAACAAACAAACAUAAAAGCUGAAAUGUGGUUAAUCGUCGCUUGAUGGACUAAGUCUUUGGACGCUUGCAUGUAGUAUGAUAUUGAGUGCGAUAUGUCUAAUGCGACGCCGAGCAAAAGCGUGGAAUGGCUGCAACUCGAGUUAGAGUCCGGGGGCACUUCGCUGCUCCUGCUGGACUGCCGUUCACAUGAGCUUUAUGAAUCAUCCCACAUAGAGACCGCCAUAAAUCUGGCCAUGACGGGACUCAUGCUCCGGAGGUUCAGAAAGGGCAACAUACCCAUCCAAACUAUCAUCCCCAAACACGAGGAUAAGGAGAAGUUUGUGAGACGGUGUAAGACGGACACGGUGGUCCUGUAUGAUGAAGGCUCCGUGAACUGGCCGGACAGCGGAGCUCCGGCGACGGUUUUGUUUCUACUUCUUCAGAAACUAUGGGAAGACGGCUGUAAAGCCUACUAUCUGGAAGGUGGUUUUAUAAAGUUCCACACAGAGUACCCAGAGCACUGCGAGACCCUCCUGGACAGCUCCUGUCCCAGUUCAUCUCCUCCAAUGUCUGGUCUGGGCUUUGGAAAUCUCCGGAUCAGCUCGGACUGCUCCGACGGGGAGUCAGAUCGAGAACCUGGCAGUGCCACAGAGUUUGAGGAGAGCCCCGUUCCCAGCAAUCGACCUGACUUCCCCGUUCAGAUCCUACCUUACCUUUACCUGGGCUGCGCCAAAGACUCCACCAAUCUAGAUGUGCUGGGGAGGUACAACAUCUCCUACAUCCUGAACGUCACACCCAAUCUUCCCAACAUGUUUGAGCAUGACGGCCACUUCAGGUAUAAACAGAUCCCAAUUUCGGACCACUGGAGUCAGAACCUGUCCCAAUUCUUUCCAGAGGCAAUAUCAUUUAUUGAUGAGGCUCGAUCAAAGCGAUGCGGCAUCCUGGUCCACUGCCUGGCUGGCAUCAGCCGCUCAGUCACAGUCACGGUUGCCUACCUGAUGCAGAGACUCAACCUCUCUCUAAAUGAUGCUUAUGACUUUGUCAAAAGGAAGAAAUCCAACAUUUCACCAAACUUCAACUUUAUGGGCCAGCUCUUGGACUUUGAGAGGACCCUGGGGCAGCACACUCCCUGCGAUAACCGAUCCACCAGCGAGGAGCAGCUCUUCUUCACCACACCGACUAAUCAUAAUGUCUUUCAGCUGGAGUCCACAUGAGGAACAAUAAGAAAGCUGUUUUUUUGUUUUUGUUUUUUUUGGGGGGGGGAGGGUGUUGUUUCCUGUGGUGUCUCUUAGGGUUUCUGAGGCUGUCAGAUGCCUAACAUGCUGACACAAGCAGGAUGUCAGUCACAGUCAUCUGCACCAAAAGGAACCACAUUGAUCUGUUAAAACAAGAGCACUCGUAUGCAGACAGCUCCAGUUUCAAAGCCUUAAUAUCUAACAGCAGGAAGAAUUUUGCUCUCCACCACUUAUGGCAUUAAUGAAUGAUCAUACACAGUCAUAACGGCAUGAUAUCGCAUAACAUCUCUAAUAAUUCUUGAACUGUUAUUUGACUGUUAUUUGUUAUUCACCAGCUGUAAAAUGGAUGUUUAUCAGUCAUGAAAAUUGCCUUGAUGGUUUAAAAUGUCUUUGGCCAAUCAGAAUGUUUUCUGUGGACCAAUCCGAGAUAUUUUGGUACUGUAGUCGAGGGAAAUAUGCUACUAUGCUCAUCAAACCUUGUACAGUUUUUCUCUUGACGGCUGUUUACAGUUGCCACAGAAAGCUUUUUCUGUGCUUUUACACAAAAUACCUUCAUUAUUAUCUGGUGAAAACUAACAGUUUUUGAAUACAAGCUUGAGUGAUCUGUGAUAUUUGUCACAAAAUAUCACAGUGCAGUUAUAUUAAUUUACACAGCCUCCUCCAGUCCAUAUGGUGCAUAUAACCCCAUUAAUUACACAACAUAAUGUUCCACCAAGGACCUCGUUUUGUAACCUUUAUGCCUGAUGUUGCUGAGGCCUUGGCCAUUCCUUUAUACAAAACUGAACUAAAUGUCAGUUACCAUGUUGAGGUAAAAUGUUAUAAGAAUGGAUUUCUUCACAGGUGUAUAUGAAUGUCCCCUGUAUCUUUUUUUUUAACUUUGACACUCUUCAGCCUGCAGCUACUCGUCUUGUGGCACAACGUUACAGGUGACAUUGUUUUCUAAUUAGCUGUUCUCGUCUUGAUCCAGUUUUGUCUCAGAACAAAUGAAUGAGUUUUAAAGUGUGAGAGAAAAUGAAAGGAAGCAAGUUUGACUAGUGUGUUCUUACCUCAACAAGAGACACUUUCAGGGAUUUUUUUUUUUUUAACAAGGCGACUGUAUGUCAUCUUUGCCUCUUAAAGUGCACCCAAGGGCUGUUAUGGUUGGUUUGUUUGUAAAAGAUGUACAUUAAUUGUGGUUGUUAUGGGGACAUUUUCUGUAAAUCAUGAAGGAUAUGGAAGUGACCCUGUUUGGAACCUUAUGUAUAGCAUAUAUAAAGCUAAAAGUCCAAGGCAUUCUGUACAAAUUUAUACAACAAAUAUAUUGUAUAUUUUUACUUGAGCCA